Molecule: messenger RNA, 1588 nt
Organism: Labeo rohita (rohu)
Lineage: Eukaryota; Metazoa; Chordata; Actinopteri; Cypriniformes; Cyprinidae
Gene: tspan5a
Product: tetraspanin 5a
Exons: 11
Coding region: 301-1179 (292 amino acids)
Biological process (GO): protein maturation; regulation of vascular endothelial growth factor signaling pathway; protein localization to plasma membrane
Cellular component (GO): membrane
Source: RefSeq, a predicted model, not a curated record
GUCAAUCAAAAGCAGCCAUGUCAAGUGAAAAAAGAGCGAUGUGAACUAAUUGCAGAGAAGAAGAAGGGGUUGUUAUUUCGAGAUACACUGUGUCAAAGUCAGCGGAUUUGUUUAUAAAUGACAGUCAGCCUUGUUCUUGAUUUAGGCGCUGUUGAAGUUGCUCAGCAUUAUGUUUCUUUUAUGCGGAUAAUAACAUUGCUGGGACAGUUUGACAUCGAUGUCCUAAGAACGGAAUAAUCAAACUGAACCUGCUUCGCGUUUUAUGUGACCCAGUAGUUCGUGCUGGAGAAAACGAGCCAAAUGAUGUCAGGAAAGCAUUACAAGGGUCAAGAAGUCAGCUGCUGCAUCAAAUAUUUCAUAUUUGGAUUUAACAUUUUAUUUUGGUUGCUUGGUGUGGCUUUCCUUGGAAUCGGAUUGUGGGCAUGGAGUGAGAAGGGAGUCCUGUCUAAUAUCUCCUCCAUCACGGAUCUGGGUGGAUUUGAUCCGGUGUGGUUGUUUCUGGUUGUUGGAGGGGUGAUGUUCAUCUUGGGGUUUGCUGGCUGUAUCGGUGCUCUGAGAGAAAACACCUUCCUGCUCAAAUUUUUUUCUGUGUUUCUGGGGAUAAUCUUCUUCUUGGAGCUGACUGCCGGUGUCCUGGCCUUUGUCUUUAAAGACUGGAUUAAAGAUCAGCUCAACUUUUUCAUCAACAACAACAUACGAGCCUACAGAGAUGACAUUGACUUGCAGAACCUCAUCGACUUCACUCAGGAAUAUUGGGAAUGCUGUGGGGCAUUUGGCCCAGAUGAUUGGAACCUCAACAUCUACUUCAACUGCACAGACAGCAACCCCAGCCGAGAAAAAUGUGGCGUGCCCUUCUCCUGUUGCACCAAAGACCCAGCGGAGGAUGUUAUCAACACACAGUGUGGAUAUGAUGUUCGGGAGAAAUCGGAUGCGGAGCAGAGGAAUUACAUUUAUGUCAAAGGCUGUGUGCCGCAGUUUGAGAAAUGGCUACAGGACAACCUGACAGUCGUGGCUGGAAUCUUCAUAGGAAUCGCUCUGCUGCAGAUAUUUGGAAUAUGCCUUGCACAAAAUUUAGUCAGCGAUAUUGAAGCUGUGAGAGCCAGCUGGGUGCCGCCCCCCUCUUACGUCGCCCGCCGCCCCCCGUCCCACUCCAGCAAGAAAGCCUCGGCGUACUCCUGAGGGAGGCGCACAUGUGCGCGUUGGCCUGUUUGUUCACAUGAAGUGGCAGCUAGUCGUUCAGACACUCACAGGCCUAUGCCAGCAUGAUGAAGGUAGCGAAUGAUAACACAAGAUGCCAAGUGCACUGGGUCACGUGUGUGUGUUUGUGUGUGUGUGCAAUGUAACCUUCCACCAUCUGUAAAUAGUGCUACUUUUUCUAGAGUGUUUUAUGUGUCAAAACACAUGUGUACUGUGAGAAAAUGUUUGUGUCCACAGAGGUUGCGUUAAACGAAAAAUUUCCACUAUUUGCUGGACUGUAAAAGCAUGACAAAAAGCAUCAUUCAAAACUGUGACAAAAUAAAAUAAAUAAAUAAAUAAUACAAAUAAGCACAAACAUAAUUAAAAUCAGGCAUGUUUUUUGAAAAAAAAA